Stegastes partitus (bicolor damselfish) is the source of this 2991-nucleotide messenger RNA. RefSeq lists its product as uncharacterized. The record is from RefSeq and is a predicted model, not a curated record. The transcript has 18 exons. Gene Ontology annotation, biological process: integrin-mediated signaling pathway; protein localization to plasma membrane; T cell receptor signaling pathway. Bases 1 to 2763 code for a protein of 920 amino acids. Lineage: Eukaryota; Metazoa; Chordata; Actinopteri; Pomacentridae. Gene Ontology annotation, cellular component: plasma membrane. Gene Ontology annotation, molecular function: protein binding.
AUGGAAGAGGAGGGAGCAAUAAACUUCAAAGCACUGAGAGCUAAAUUUCAGGAAGAGGCCCUCCUGGCUCAGGCCCAAAUCAGUCGUCCAGCUGUUGCUGAAAAACCUAAACACCUUCCGCCACCUGGAGGUCACUGCAGCUCUGUGGUUAGCACCAUUAAUAUUGCUGUAGAAAACAAGACACCAGUGGUUCCCCGUGUCAUCUUCAGAGAUGGGCUGCGGUCAUCUGGAGGAAAGCGACCGGUUUCCUUUCCACCGCAGCCUCUGCAGACCUCUCCUUCAUCCCAGCUUCCUAAUGGAGACAGCACAGCCAGGCAGUCCCUCAAAGACCGAUCUAUGCCUUUGGUGCUUCCUGUACUGCCUGUAAAAGAUCUGAGGACAGAAGCACCAGCCAAAAAAGAGCACAAACUGGAAUCAGAUCCAGGGAAAGAAGUCUUGCCACAAACUAAAAUCAAGAAGAAGGGUUUGCUGCUUCCUUUCAAGUCAACCAAAGCAUCAAAGGUCAGUGCAGAAAAUGGAGAGGAGCCAACGUAUGCUGAUCUGACCAUCAGACCGUGUAGUGCUCCCGGUGAGUUGCCCUCAAUGGAAAAACAAACCACAGAAGAUGAGGUUUCUCUGUAUAGUGACCAGUCAACCGCUGAGCACCCCCACUCCAGCCCAGACAUCCCAGUCACCCCUCCCUCUGCAGAGAAUAGUGGUGACUCUGACAAUAAAAUUAUGAGCACUUUGGAGAGGGCCAAGAAGAAGUUCUCACGCCGACAGAUGCUGAUCUCUGCCAAGCCCAAGAGUUUGCGUUCCCCUGACUACACCUCCAGAGACAAGACGUUCCUGUCUCCACCAAAAAACAUGGACGGCGACCUGCUAAUACCCCCACCAGUGUGUCUCCCACACCUGGCUUGUAUUUCAGCCAGACCUUUCUUCAAAGCCACCAGUUCUGCACGCAAGCCAGCAUUGGGUAAGCAGCUUCUCAGAGAUGAAACUGAACAUCCAUUAGUGAAGACUGUUGAACCUCAUCCACCGUUUGUUCCACUAAAGAAACAUCUAGCUGACCUGAGGACACUGGGGCCACUGCCAGCAAAGCCCCCCAGACCUCCAUUAGUUGAUCUGAGCCCAUACCAUGCUCCCACAGUCAGUGAGGUGUCACCAGGUCCGAGCCAAGCACCAAGUGAAGAGCCAGACUCUGAGCACCCAGUCAUCCCCAACCCUGUCCUGGUAGCCCCGGAGUUUCCACACUUUGAGAGUUCAGAGAUGGAAGCAGCAGGGGGUGAAGCUGUUGAUAUUGCUUUGCUAGAACUGGAGGCUUUAGACUUAGCCAGCGCUGAGAUUCACACAGCAGUCAACUUUGAGGUCACCGCCGGUGAGGGUCCACAACCUGACUUGUCAGCGUGUAAUCCUGCCGAGGCUGGCGUAAGCUCUAUCAUCCAAGAUCUGAACAUUGGCAGUCAAAACAUAAUACCCCCCGAUCCAGCCAGCUUCCCUGAACCAAUAAACCUGUCAGAGUUCCCAGAGCUUGCUGUACCAGAGCAGUGGUCCCACAGCGAAGAGGUGCUUGUAGAUUCUUUUUCUAAAUCUCACUCUGAUGAGACUGAUCUGGGGGCUGCUGAGUGUCGGUCUGUCCCAGAGGAAAGAGAGCUUAGUGAGCAAGCUACAUCCAAUGAUGGGAUUCAUACACAUCCAAGUGUGUAUCAACAAGACGAUUACUAUGAAACAUACGAUAAUGUGUACGAGGACGUUGAGAGCAUUAACAAAUUCAUCAUGAGGCAGAACUCAAGCAAACACAAAGGCAACCUAAAGAAUCCGUACGCCGACAACCACCCUAUGGAGGAGCCGCAGCAGCAGCAGCAGAACAAAUGGGUGCGGAAUCCAUGGGGCGGCGUAUCAGGAGAACAUGUCCACAAUCACAUCCACAGUAAGAUACUUCAGAGCCCGAGCACUGCCGACCAUAAAGAGCAGAGGAAGAGGGAGAAGCAGCGACUGGAGAAGGAGAAAAAGGAGCAAAAGGAAAGGGAGAAGAAGGAAAACGAAAUGAAAAAGAAGUUCAAAGUGACUGGAGAAGAAGAACCCAUGUACCAUGCCAAGGUGAUGGUGGCCAGCAAAGUCCGCAAGAAUGACCUGCCUGUGAAGAACGGCGACACGGUCAGCAUCAUUCGAACCACCAACUGCCCCAAAGGCAAAUGGUUGGCUCGGGAUGCCAACCACAAAUAUGGUUAUAUUUCAGUGAUGAACGUGGAGCUGAAUAUUAAGGAGAUGCUGGAGCUCGGCAAGAAGGCUCAAGCAGCCGGACGAGGAGGCAACGUGGACGCAGAUACCAUCAGCAUUGGGAGCAGAUCCUCAAACCACCCCGUUCUAACAAGCAGCUUCACAGAUGACAGCGAGGAGUGGGCCUGUGAAGACGAGACCCUCUCACCAUCCAAUGAAAGCCAUAGCUUUCCUCAGCAGCCUGCCUCGGUGCCCGACAUGUCAUGUGUUCAUGUCGCUGCCCAGCACACGCUGAGCGAUGCCAACCUGGAAGACCUGCACACGCAGACCAGACAUGAAGCCCUGCAGAAGCUGGCCGUCUUCUUUCAGCACAACAAAGACGAACUGGGCGACGCCUCAGACAGCGGAGCAGCAACCCCUACCAAUGCCGAACCACCGGGUAAGUUUUUCCAUGACUCCACUGUUGUCACCACAUGUGCGUCGCUCACUGAUAACGGUGAAGGGUACUUACACAUCACUUUGAGGACACUGCCGUCUAAACACUGGUUGGAGACUCAUCUGUGAUGGAAAAUAGCUUGUGAGGAGCGUUUAUCUACUUCAAGGACCCCAGAGACGUGAUGCUGAUGGAUAUUUUGCAGGGACGUCAGUUCAAAGUUAAUGUGACGCUUGUAUCUAUCUGCUUGUCUUUCUCCAGACUUCUUGUGUGCUGUCGAGGAGCCUCCAUAUCCCGAACAAGAAGUCGACUUCACAGAGCUGGAGCUGCUUCCUCCUCCUCCGCUGUACGCCGACACC